Messenger RNA from Lytechinus variegatus (green sea urchin), 2152 nucleotides. Its product is annotated as 4-coumarate--CoA ligase-like. Gene Ontology annotation, molecular function: CoA-ligase activity. NCBI's taxonomy places the organism in Eukaryota, Metazoa, Echinodermata, Echinoidea, Temnopleuroida, Toxopneustidae. The transcript has 12 exons. The record is from RefSeq and is a predicted model, not a curated record. The coding region runs from base 230 to 1972 and encodes 580 amino acids.
GAGAAGACUACAGCAGCAAGGCACCAAGCACGAGUAUUUGAUUAGUGUCAGUAGUAGAUCAUUUAAUGAUCUUGGAUUUCUCGAGUUUUAUGGUUAUUAAACCAUAUCAAAUUUGUGCUGGUCAUUAAGAGGAAACUACAGUGUUUGGGCAAUGGACUUUGGACCCCUUUUACAGGAAAAACCGCCUGUAUUGUAUUAACGAAAACGUUAAUAACUUUAACGUUAGUGCAUGAAUAUACUUCGCGCUAGUGCAUGUAUGAAGGGAGCUGGGCCGGGAGUUUCGACGAAAUCACUUGCUGCAGAACAACCAUCGAGUUACGGUACGGCUCAGGCUGUCACACUUGGCAUUGCCUUGAUUCUUCAGAUAAAUACAUUGAUUGCCAUGGCAACCCUCAAAAGUGACUAUGCCGAUAUCAACAUCCCUGAGGACGUUUCAGUAUUGGAUUUCAUUUAUGAAAAGUUUGAUCAAUAUGGAGACUCAGUUGCAGUGGCUGAUGCUGCCACAGGACGGUCCUACACCUUUACUCAGGUGAAAGACUAUUCAAGACGGAUUGCUAGCGCCCUCACAAGACAAGGAAUGAAGAAGGGUGAUGUCAUCGGCAUCAUCAGCCCCAACGUUCCAGAGUAUGUCCUGAUGCAUUGUGGGAUAGCUGAGAUGGGUGGCGUUAUGAGUGGUGUCAAUCCCCUAUACACUGAAGAUGAGAUUUAUUAUCAGUUGGAAAUGGUGGAGGCUAAGCUGAUUGUAACAGUCCCUCCAUUUGCUGAGAAAUGUCUGAACACCAUGAAAAAACUUCCUGGAAUUCAGGAUGUUUAUGUCUUUGGAGAAGCAGAAGGUUGCAAGUCUUUCAAGUCUUUACUUGGAGACGACGGUUCUGCUUGCCCUAAUGUGAAAGUCUCUCCAGAAGAUACCUAUGCCUUGCUUUUCUCCAGUGGAACUACUGGCCUGCCGAAGGGGGUCAUUCUCACCAAUAAAACUGUUCUCUCCAAUCUUUGCCAAAUAGAAGCCUAUCCUGAGCUAUUGGAUACUAAUCAUGAGGACACAGUGCUUGAUCUACUACCAUAUUUCCAUAGCUAUGGCCUGGUUGUUAUUAUGCUCCAUGGUCUUAGAGCCGGGGCUAGACAGGUUGCCAUUUCAAGAUUUGAUCCAGAAGUUUUCCUCAAAACCAUCCAAGAUUAUAAGGUUAGUCUUCUCUACCUUGUCCCUCCUAUCAUUCUCUUCUUGGCCAAACAUCCGAUGGUGGACAAAUAUGACCUUUCAGCAGUCAGGCAGAUCACCUCUGGGGCCGCACCCCUCGGAGGCGAGAUGGUUGCAAGUGUGGAAACAAGACUAGGAAUCAAGAUUAUCAGACAAGGUUUUGGAAUGACUGAAACUGGGCCUGUUUUGACCAUCACUCCAACGUGUACAGACAAUCCAGCUAGCGUUGGAAAGCUGUUGCCCAAUACUGUUGCAAAGGUUGUUGAUACUAAAUCAGGAGCAUUACUUGGCGAGGGUCAGGAUGGUGAACUAUGUUUUCAAGGUCCUCAGGUCAUGCCAGGCUACUUCAAGAAUCCAGAAGCAACGGCAAAGACCCUUGAUGCAGACGGAUUCAUCCAUACCGGUGAUGUAGGCCACUUUGAUAAAGAUGGCCUAUUCUACAUCGUGGACCGACUCAAAGAAUUGAUCAAGUAUAAAGGAUAUCAGGUUGCUCCUGCUGAGCUAGAGGCUCUCCUUCUCACCCAUCCCUCCAUCAUGGAUGCUGCUGUGAUUGGAAUACCUCAUGAGGAGGCAGGAGAACUUCCCAAAGCCUUCGUCGUCAAAAAGAAGGAAGAACUAACAGCGGAUGAGGUAGCAGAAUUUGUAGCAGGAAAUGCGGCUCCAUAUAAGAAGUUACGAGGUGGAGUAGAGUUUGUGAAAUCCAUCCCUAAAUCAGCCUCUGGGAAAAUCUUAAGAAGAGUCUUACGAGAAAAGAAGACUGAAAACCAACAAUCCUAAGGUAUUCCUAACAUAGCAAAUAAUAUUGGAGCUGCCAAGUCUCCCCCAUUGUCAAAGUGGAUUUCUUCUCGUAAAACUAGGAGCAGCCACAAACUCAUUCAUAUUUUACACUCAUAUUUUCUGCACAGUAAAUCAUUCUCUAUACUUAGUACUUGCGUAGGACACAAUACAAUUGAUCUU